Molecule: messenger RNA, 5415 nt
Organism: Rubroshorea leprosula
Lineage: Eukaryota; Viridiplantae; Streptophyta; Magnoliopsida; Malvales; Dipterocarpaceae
Source: the annotation of a GenBank genome assembly
AUCUCCACCAUCGUAUUUUUCCUUAAUAAUUGAAAGCCACAAACUCUCUCUUCCCUCAACCAAUCACCCCCACCAUUUGCUGAGUAAAGAUAGAUUAAAAGAUCUAAUGUCUUUGAUUCCUAACCCUCUUCCUUUUUAUUUUGGCAAACCUUCUUCCAGUUAACCUAAUGGACUUUUGUAGCCGACAAUCUAAGGUUGAGUAUGAGAGAAAAAAAGAGAGAGAGAGGCAGGGAUGUAGGUACUGGACAAGAACUAUGGGUAAGACGAAAAGCACUGAACAGAGAGUAUGACCGACCAAGAGCUAGUAUGCGACAGUGGGGGACGAAGGACACAAAGCAGGACGGACAGAGCAGACGGCAACAGAGGAAUGUAGAGUGGGGAUAUGACAAGGGACUGUAUAAGCAGGCUAUGGCUUUCUUCUUUACCAACUUUCUCGACGACUGGAGCUAUUCAGAAAUGUGGAGGACUUUUGGGAAAUUUGGUAGAGUGUAUGCCAUCUUCAGCCCUCAAAGAAGGAACAGAAAUGGGAUGAGAUUCGGGUUUGUUAGGUUCCUGGAUGUACAGAAUCUGUGGGCCAUGGAGAACCAACUUGAUAAGAUUCGCAUAGGAGGCCACAAAAUAUGGAUUAAUUUAGCUAAAUACCCAGUGGAGGAGACUGAGCCUAAGAAGAUCAGUAGAUUUUUGAACUCAAACUCAGUUGUACAAGGAAAAACUUAUGCAGAUGUGGUUAGAGGACAGAAGGGAAAGAACCCGUGGAGAUUUGAGGAACAACCAGUUGAGGAAAGGCCAGUUUAUGUGCACAAAGAAGGAAGUAGCAGAGGGACAAAUAGAACUCACCAACAACCAACUUGUGCGUCUGAAGAAGGUAGAAACAAAGGGACAAACAUAUCAAUUCAACAGAGACAAACUUGGAGGAAGAAAAACAGAGGCGAGGAGUGGUCAGGAAUUGAGUUCAAGAUCAAGGAAGAAGACUAUGAGUGGCUCCGCGGUUGCUAUGUCGGUACAGCAUGUUCCUUAGAAAGUAUACCCAAUCUGCAAGAAAAGCUCUACAUGGAAGUGACAUGGGGUAAGUUCAUGUGCUUAGAUGACAACACAAGCAGGAAAUUAAGGUUUGACGUGGGUGCUGAUCUGGAACAGCUCGCCGGUGAUGGAGAAGAAGAAGGAGAAAACAGGGAUUUCAGCCAAAUUGAUAAAUGGUCAACUGCCAUUCCGAGAAAUGAGGUGGAAUUUGAAUUCGAAGAAGAAGGGGGUGAUGUGAAAGGUCACAACCUGGUGGAUAGCUCUCCCUAUAGCUGGCUGGGUGAAGAAGAAUCAAUGGAAGUAGUAGCUGACAGUUUUGACAUGUCCCCAGAAGCUAGUGAAUUAGGAGGUAGAGUAGAGGCGGGUUUUUUUAAAAUCAGUCCACAAAAGCAGUUGUCUACAGACCCUAUCGAGAGUUCAGCUGGCAAUAACUUGGGCCUGCAGCAUAAGCCCAACUUAGAGGCCACAUGCCAAGCCCGUGGCAAGGAACAGAAAGCGGGAAGGCAGAUAUGGGCUGACCAGUUGAAGGAUACAACCAUAAGUAUGGUAAAUGAGUCUAGAAUUGAGCUAGAACCUAUACCGCAGCGUGAACAACAGCAGCAGAGGCAAAAGAAAAAAGCAGGGUCGUUGGGAACCAACAGAGAGUUCUGGGCAGAUCUGCAAAGUGAGGAAGAAAGUGAAAAAGGGGAGAAGAACAGAGCUGCAGUAAAAGGGAAGAAAGCACGGCGUGAAGAUAUACCAAAGUUUCAGCCGGGCUUGAACAAGGAAGUCGCAGGGGGUUCUGUGGGAGAUAGUGGUAUACAGAAUCGAAAUAGAUUAUUGAAGGAACACCCAAGUCGCAGAAUUGCAGAGGAGCUGUGGGAUUUUGCUAGAAAAAUUGGGGUUGUUGCUGAAAAUGAGGAACAAAUCAUCAACAAGCUUGACGAUGGAGAUGCAGGUUUGGGGCGUGCUGGUAAGAAGAGACUUUUAAGGGAUAUAGUGAGUAAAGAAAAAAUAGAUUUUUUGGCUUUACAAGAAACGAAGGUGACAGGGAUAGAUAGAAACACAUGUAAAUUGGUGUGGGGCACUGAAGACUUCGGUUGGGUUGCAAAGGAUGCAUGUGGUUUGUCUGGAGGCAUACUCUGUGUAUGGAAUUCCAAAGCUCUCACAAUGUCUAGAGUAAUAGAGGGUGAGAACUUUAUAGGAAUAGAAGGGGUGUGGGGUCCGGAGGGGGUUGUUGUCUUCAUUUUAAAUGUGUACUCCUCAUGCCAGUUAGCAAGGAAGAGAGUUUUGUGGGCAGAGCUGAAAAAUCUGGUAUUAGAUAGACAGAGCAACUGGUGUAUUGCAAGGGAUUUUAAUGUAGUUAGGAAUGAAGAGGAAAAAAAGGGAAGCAGAGGAGUUACUAUAGAGAUGAGAGAGUUUAACAACUUUAUUCAAGAAACAGAGUUGGUUGAUAUUCCUCUUGUAGGUAGAAAAUUCACCUGGUACCAGUCUAAUGGGAACAGUAUGAGCAGAAUAGACAAAUUUCUACUAUCGGAAGGGUGGUUGACAAAGUGGAGUGAAGCUAGACAAUGGGGCCUUAGUAGAAUAGUGUCGGAUCAUUGUCCAAUCCUACUCAGGCAUAAGCAUAUUGAAUGGGGGCCUAAGCCAUUUAAGUUUUUCAAUGCAUGGUUUCAACAAGAAGGUUGUAAGGAGUUGAUUAAAGAGGUGUGGGGGUCGGCAAACAUCCAAGGAUGGGCAGGGUUUCAACUUAAGGAAAAACUGAAAUUGACAAAGGAAGCUUUGAAAAGGUGGAGCAAACCACUCCUCCCAGAUAUUGAUGCCAGAAUAAAUAAGGCUACAAUAGAGAUAGCACAAAUUGAUAAGAAGGGGGAAGAGGUACAGCUGUCGGAGGAAGAAAUCAUAAGAAGAAGAGGGGAUUUCUUACUUCUAUGGGAAAACAUGAAGAGCAAGGAAAGUAUGCUAUGGCAGAAAUCUAGAAAGACAUGGUUGACCCUCGGCGAUGCCAAUACAAGUUUCUUUCACAAGUGCGUCAAGGGGAGAUGGAGAAGGAAUGAAAUGACUUCUAUUCAAAUCAAAGGAACACAAAUUGUGUGUGCUAGUAGAAUGAAGGAGGAGAUUGCUUCCUUUUUUGAAGACAUCUUCAGAGAAGAACAGUGGGACAGACCAAAGCUAGAAGGGGUGAGCUUUAAGCAGAUUUCACAAUUAGAAAAUGAUCAUCUGGUUGGAGCUUUCAGUGAUGAAGAGAUAGAUGCAGCGGUGCGAGAGUGUGACAGUUCAAAGGCGCCUAGACCAGAUGGAUUCAAUUUCGGCUUUGUCAAGAAUGUGUGGGAGCUAAUAAGGGUAGAUGUAAUCAGAUUCUUGCAUGAUUUCUAUAAAAAUGGCAAGCUAGUUAGAGGACUUAACACAUCUUUCAUAGUCCUUGUGCCGAAAGUGGAUAACCCACAGAAGAUAGAGGAAUAUAGACCCAUUUCCCUCAUCGGCGUUAUAUAUAAAAUCCUUGCAAAGCUUCUUGCUAACAGGUUAAAGGUGGUCCUUGAUGGGAUUGUCGGUGAACAACAGAUGGCAUUUAUUAGAGGAAGGCAACUAAUGGACGGAGUAGUGGUUGCAAAUGAGGUGAUUGAUGAUGUAAAGAAGAAGAGGAAGGAGACAUUCUUGUUCAAGAUCGACUUUGAAAAGGCAGGUCUUAAUGGACUGGUCUCAGCUGCAUCUCAGAAAGGGUUAUUGGACGAAGCAGAGGUGGGGAGCAGAGGUUUUAAAGUUUCUCACCUGCAAUACGCGAAUGACACAAUUCUUUUUGCUACAGCUAAAGAGGAAAAUGUGUGGGCAAUGAAGGGUGUCUUGAGAGCUUUCGAACUAGUCUCGGGCCUUAAGAUAAAUUUCAACAAAAGUCAUUUGAUUGGCAUACAUGUGCAAGAGGGUUGGCUCAACAAAAUGUCAUGGGUGCUUUGCUGCAAAGUUGGGGUUUUUCCAUUUAAAUAUCUGGGCAUUCCCAUUGGAGGAAGUAGUAGAAAGAAGGCCUUUUGGAGACCGUUAGUGGAACUAUUUGCUAAAAAGUUAUCUGCAUGGAAGGGUACGAUUCAUUCACUUGAUAAAAUUCGUAGAGGUUUUCUAUGGGGUGGGGCUGCAGGAGAAAAGAAAAUUAAUUGGGUGAAGUGGGAACAUGUUUGCAAAGAUAAAAAACAGGGUGGUUUGGGGGUUAAGGAUUUGAGAAAAUUUAAUAUAGCCCUAUUAGGAAAAUGGUGGGGGAGGAUAGUCAUGGCAGAUAAAGGAGUCUGGAAAAAGGUUAUUGCAGAGAAGUAUGGUCGGGUAAGGGAACCUAGCUUCAAUUGGUUGAGGGAGAACAUUAAAUGUGGCUCAUCUUGGUGGAGGGACUUAAGUAGAUUGAAUGAUAUAGAUGAUGAGAAGAAAGGAUGGUUAGUGGAUGGGCUGGAAUUAAAACUAGGGGAAGGGGUAGACAUUAGUUUCUGGUGGGACGAGUGGUGUGGGGAUGGGUGUUUAGCUAACAAAUAUCCUAGAUUGUACUUGUUAUCUGUAGGAAAGGACUUUAAGAUCCCACAAAUGGGAGGUUGGCACAAUGACACUUGGAUGUGGAGUCUACGAUUGAGAAGGCCCCUAUUUAGUUGGGAAGAACAUCAGGAACUGGAGCUCCUAAAGGAGAUUAACGAGAUAACAAUCGUAAGAGGAAGACCAGAUCAAAGGAUAUGGAUUCAGAGUACAGAUGGUAGCUAUACGACCAAAUUAGCAUACCAGUUACUUGCAGCAGAUCAUAGAAACAGCCAGCAGGGGUUGGUUCUACAAAAAGCAUGGAAUCCACUUAUACCGAGUAAAAUCUCAACAUUCUCUUGGCAAUUGCUACAAGGGGAGGAAAAUUCCAACCACCUUUUCGUUCAGUGUAAAGUGGCACGUGAUCUAUGGACAGCUUGUUACAAGUGGUGGGGAAUUAAAACAGUAACUGAUAAAGAUUGCUUGAGAUUUUUUGAACAACAUUCCAGGGGAAGGAGGUGGAUAGUGGAAGGUUGUUUGAACUGGUCCAAAUCAGGGCCUUCAGCUGGAUUAAGGGCAAAAGGAGAGAUAGUUUUUUUCUCCAUAGCUGAUUGGAUCCAGAAUCCUGUAAACUGUUUGAGUUUUAAUCGCGACAGUAGAAGGAAUCUCAAGAGAAAGUCAUCUGAAAUGGAGGUGGAGCAGUGAACGAAGGAGGUCAAGAUCAUUCACCUAAUUGGUUAAUUAUAUUACUGCCUGGUUGAAAAUCUUUGUUGGAUCAAGAAGGCUUCUUUGAGCAAUUUUUGACUGCAGAUUAUGUACCUGAAGCAUUGAGGGUCUUUGGAGUUCUAAGCGGCAGUCAAGGUAUGCUCAGAGUGAUAGCGGGAUGCUAGCAAAAAUGUUUUUAAUGAUCAAUAUAGUGAUUGAUUAAGU